AUGGGGAACUACAAAUCCAGACCAUCACAGACCUGUACAGAUGAGUGGAAAAAGAAAGUGAGCGAGUCGUACUCUGUAAUCUUGGAGAAGCUGGAAGAUGACCUCCAACUCAAAGAUAGCGAGCUCGUGGACCUCAAACUUGCGUUCAGCUCCGACGAAGCGUUUCAGAAGGUGAACUUGAACUACCGGACAGAGAGAGGCCUGUCCUUGCUGCAUCUCUGCUGUGUGUGCGAAGGUAAUAAAGGACAUAUCAGUUCUUUAAUGGUCAAAGGUCUUCGGCCUUCCAGAUUAACCAGGAAUGGAUUCACUGCACUUCACUUGGCUGCGUAUAAGGAUAACGGUGAGCUGGUUACCGCGCUCCUCCACGGGGGAUCGGACGUGCAGCAGCUUGGCUACGGGGCCCUCACAGCGCUCCAUGUCGCCACGUUGGCUGGACACAUGGAGGCGACUGAUAUUCUCCUCCAACAUGGGGCUUCUGUCAAUGUUCAGGAUGCUGUGUUUUUUACUCCAUUGCAUAUCGCCGCCUAUAAUGGCAAUGAGCAGCUCACCAAACUGCUGCUGAAGUUUGGUGCGGACGUGAACGCCAGCGGAGAAGUGGGUGACAGGCCACUGCAUCUGGCCGCAGCCAAGGGAUUCCUCGAUAUCAUUGCACUUUUGGUCGGGGAAGGAGGAAAAGCAAAUGUGAAUGCUCAAGACAACGAGGACCACGUGCCCCUCCACUUCUGCGCCCGUUUUGGCCACCAUGAGGUCGUUCGUUUCCUUCUUCAGGGCAACUUUGACGCACAAGCGCACGCCGCCAACAUCUACGGAGACACGCCGUUACACUUAGCUUGCUAUAAUGGCAAAUAUGAUGUGGUGAAGGAGAUUAUCCAGCUGUCUGGUACAGAAAGUCUCAUCAAGGAGAAUAUUUUUAGCGAGACUUCGCUGCACAGCGCAUGCACCUAUGGCAAAGACCUGGAGAUGGUUAAGUUUUUGCUGAGCCAGAAUGCAAUGAGCAUCAACCACCAGGGAAGAGAUGGGCACACAGCCCUGCAUAGCGCCUGUUUUCACGGUCACAUCCGCCUAGUGCAAUUCCUGCUGGACAACGGUGCCGACAUGAAUCUGGUAGCUUGCGAUCCCAGUCGGUCUAGCGGGGAGAAGGAUGAGCAGACCUGCCUCAUGUGGGCUUAUGAGAAAGGUCACGAUGCGAUCGUCACGUUGCUAAAACACUACAAGCGCCCCGAUGACUCCCCCUGCAAUGAGUACUCUCAGCCAGGAGGGGACGGAUCGUAUGUUUCUGUGCCGUCCCCUCUGGGGAAGAUCAAGAGCAUGACGAAAGAGAAAGCAGAAGUUCUUCUCCUGAGGGCCAGCCUCCCUUCUCAUUUCCAUCUUCAACUCUCAGAGCUGGAAUUUAAUGAAAUUAUUGGAUCAGGCUCCUUUGGCAGGGUUUACAAAGGCAAGUGCCGCAACAAAAUAGUGGCAAUAAAACGCUACAGAGCCAACACAUACUGCUCCAAGUCAGACGUGGACAUGUUCUGCCGCGAGGUGUCCAUCCUGUGUCGCCUCAACCACCCUUGCAUCAUUCAGUUUGUGGGCGCCUGUCUGGACGACCCUAGCCAGUUCGCCAUCGUCACUCAGUACAUCUCAGGAGGGUCGCUCUUCGCACUGCUGCACGAGCAGAAAAGGCUUAUUGAUCUGCAGUCCAAGCUCAUCAUCGCCAUGGACGUGGCUAAAGGGAUGGAGUACCUGCACAACCUCACCCAGCCGAUCAUCCACAGAGACCUCAACAGUCAUAAUAUUCUUCUCUAUGAAGAUGGGCAUGCAGUCGUGGCUGAUUUUGGUGAGUCCAGAUUCCUUCAGUCUGUGGAUGAGGACAACAUGACCAAGCAACCAGGAAACCUGCGAUGGAUGGCUCCUGAAGUCUUUACCCAGUGUACUCGCUACUCAGUCAAGGCAGACAUGUUUAGCUACGCACUCUGUCUGUGGGAGCUGCUGACCGGAGAGAUUCCUUUUGCACAUUUGAAGCCUGCUGCCGCCGCAGCGGACAUGGCCUACCAUCACAUCCGGCCUCCUGUCGGCUACUCCAUCCCUAAACCCAUCUCAGCACUUCUGAUGAGAGGAUGGAACGCAUGUCCAGAGGAUCGUCCAGAGUUUUCUGAAGUGGUCACCAACCUGGAGGAGUGCUUAUGCAAUGUUGAGCUGAUGUCACCAGCCUCCAGUAACAGCAGCGGCUCUUUGUCACCCUCGUCGUCCUCCGACUGCCUGCUGGCUCGAGCCGGGCCAAGUCGGGGUCACGUGGCUGCUCUGCGGUCUAGGUUCGAGUUGGAGUAUGCGCUCAAUACUCGGGCCUACGCCUUCUGGAGUCAGAGCGAGCGAAGGCGUGCAUCUGGAGGCCUCUCAUUGGAGGAAAUAAGGCGAAGCAUGCAGUUUUCUCCCAUAGAUCGCAAUGGUUACGUGUCUGACCCUAUGAGCACCAUGCGAUUCUGCUCCUCCUUCAGCAGCAAUGGCAGCUUUGAAGACAGUAACUAA
Molecule: messenger RNA, 2508 nt
Organism: Nerophis lumbriciformis (worm pipefish)
Lineage: Eukaryota; Metazoa; Chordata; Actinopteri; Syngnathiformes; Syngnathidae
Source: RefSeq, a predicted model, not a curated record